AUGGUGAACGCCCCACCAACUCCUCCACCCACCUCAGCGAUAGAACUCAGCGACGCAGCCAAACUAGCUGGCCCAUCAGAGCCUGAAGCAGCAGCGCCCAAUGCAAAUCCUGCUCCUGGUGCUCCCCCAUCGCAUCCUGACUGCUAUCAAAGUACACUGCCUACAAUUACCGAUCUAGUGGCCCAGGGAGAUUAUAUCUCAGCCAUUCAGACUUGCGAGAGAUGUGACCUUAAUGGAGACGGAGAUACUAGUCCGACUCGUUUCCUCAUUACUGCGCCGCUUGUUAUCGCAUAUCUAAUCGUGGAUAACCUCGCGCCUGCUCGGUACGCGUUGAGUAGACUUCCCGAUAAACUCGCAUCCCAACCGUUGGUCAAAGCACUAAAUGAUCUUCUUCGCGCGACGAGAGACAGGAAACACUCGCUUGUAUAUUCCCGAGCAGAAUCCUUGUUUAAACAAGCGCAACAACCCAAUUUCCUGGAUGCUAACUUGGGAUCGCUUGUAGCUUCUAUGAUAACGGCGUUCGUCGAGGCGUUCCGUCGUCGCACGUUCGUUCUCCUCUCCAAAGCAUAUUCAUCGUUGCCAGUGUCCCUCGCUCAAAGCUACUUGGGCUGGCAGCCUGAGCAGAUAUUGACUGCCGUUACAAAGGAGGGAUGGUCGUAUGACCAAGCUACCAAAGUGCUGAGUCCCCCGUCAGACAGCAGCUCGUUCACCUCAGCCAAUCGAAGUGUUGCUGGACCGUCUUCGCUCGAGACGUUCUCAGUGGUGGCGACCAACGUCGCCCGGCUUGAAGUAUGA
This is a messenger RNA of Pleurotus ostreatus (oyster mushroom), 795 nucleotides long. RefSeq lists its product as uncharacterized. The record is from RefSeq and is a predicted model, not a curated record. The transcript is spliced from 6 exons. NCBI's taxonomy places the organism in Eukaryota, Fungi, Basidiomycota, Agaricomycetes, Agaricales, Pleurotaceae. The coding region runs from base 1 to 795 and encodes 264 amino acids.